Molecule: messenger RNA, 2475 nt
Organism: Cavenderia fasciculata
Lineage: Eukaryota; Evosea; Eumycetozoa; Acytosteliales; Cavenderiaceae
Gene: rgaA
Product: RasGTPase-activating protein
Exons: 3
Coding region: 1-2475 (824 amino acids)
Biological process (GO): regulation of actin cytoskeleton organization; regulation of GTPase activity
Cellular component (GO): cytoplasm
Molecular function (GO): actin filament binding; calmodulin binding; GTPase activator activity
Source: RefSeq, a predicted model, not a curated record
AUGUCAAACAAAGAAGUAGAAUAUUCAGACUCUGACUCUGUAUCCGAGUCGGAAGAAGUCAAUGAACACGAAGAGGAGGGACAAGAACAUGACGACACUCCAGACAUUAUUGUUCCAGAGAGAAAGUUCCUCAAGGAGGACGAAGACUAUUCCGUCCCAUUCCCAGUCAUGCGUGAAUGCUUGGUUCUUCUCUUGCAAUCACGUCGUAUCCUCAGAGACAUGAUGUAUUAUAGAUUCAAGAUGGACAGAUUCCUUUCUGGUAAUCUCUCUGUCUUUGAAAUUCAAAACCUCCUUCACUCUCAAAGAGAAGAUAAGGAAAGUGAUUGGAUUGCUGAGAUUCAAGAAUUAAAAAGAAAUCUUGUUAGUGAAGUACGUAGAAAUCAUACACUUGAAAGAGAUCUUAACCGUUUGGACAAGAGAAUUGCCUUGCUCAUCAAGAACAGAGGUAACAUUCAAGAUGUAUUGGCUGACAAGGCUGGUUUGAAGGCUCAAAAGCACAAGGGCGACCAACAAAAGAAGCCAGAACUCAUCAACGAUCCAAAGAAGCUUGAAGCCUACCAAAACCUCUUUUACUUGUUGCAAACCGAACCAAAGUACUUGGCCGGUCUCGUCUACCUCGUCCAACCCGAGCAGAUGGAGUCGUUCCUCUCGACAGUCAUUUUGACCUUGUUUGGUGAUGCCUUUACUCCAAGAGAAGAGUUCCUCUUGCUCUCGUUGUACCGUCUCUCUGUACAAAAGGAAAUGUCCAACAUUGCCACUGUCGGUGACUUUUUAAAGGCCGAUACUGUCGUACCCAAGAUGAUUAUCACCUACAACAAGCGUAAGCAAGGUACCGACUAUUUAAAGGCUGUCAUUGGCCCAAUCCUCGCCAACGUCAUCAAGCAAGACCUCAACCUCGAGCUCAAGCCAUCGGCCGUCUACAUCUCAAUCAUCUCUGAGAAUGAGAUUCGUACCGGUGAAAAGUCGACCUUGGACCGUCACGUCACCGACGAGAAGGCACUCGAAAUCCCAGAGGUUGCCAAGAUCAUCAAGGCUCGUGUCGAACAACUCACAUCCAUCUGUGACCAAUUCUUGGAAGGUAUCAUGAACUCGCUCAACCGUCUUCCAUACGGUAUCCGUUGGAUCUGCAAGCAAAUCCAACAAAUUGCCGAAAAGAACUUUGCCAACUCUACCCAAGACGAGAUCCUCAAGGUUAUUGGUUACUUUAUCUACUAUCGUUUCAUCCAAGUCGCCAUGGUGUCGCCGGAAGAGUACGAUCUUGUCGGCCGUGAGAUCCACCCCACCGCCCGUAAGAACCUCAUCAACGUCUCCAAGGUACUCCAGACAUUGUUCAAUUUUGCCCAGUUUGGUGCCGCCGAGAAGCACUUUGUCCCAUUGAACGGAUGGAUCACCUCGCACAUUGCCGACAUUAAGCAAUACUUGGAGGAGAUUAUCGAAGUUGGCGAGCCAGAGGACUACCUCCAAGUCGACAAGUACAUGGAAUUGACCCAAAAGACCAAGCCAGUCAUUAUCAUCUCGUUGCCAGAAAUUGCCUACACACAUAUCCUCAUCUCCAAGAACCUCGACUCUCUUGUCCCCAAGGGCGAGAAGGACGACGCCAUGCGUAUCAUCAUGAAGGAGUUGGACGAAUUUGGUCCACCACCCGAAAUCUCAAAUGAAGAUGACCGUGAAGUACAAUUGACCUUGACCAACAAGUUCCAAAAGUCAAUCGAAGAGGAAUUGUCACCGGGCGAAUCAUUGCUCUCCCAGACCAAGGAAAUGGUCAUCUCGUUGCUCCGUGCCCUCCCAUCACUCCCAGAGCAAAAGGAAUCAGAAGACUCUGCACCCAAUCUCGUCGAAGUGUUGAACCGUGCCCGUCAAUCCGACCCAUCACUCGAACCAGAAAUCAAAAAGAUUUUGGACAACCUCAAGAAGCUCGAAGAGUACAAUCUGACUACCCACGCCGACAAUUAUGCCUCGUUCCUCAAGGCUGUCGCCCUCGAAGUCGUCAACAGAGCCGAGAUUCGUGAACAACAAAAGAAGGAAAAGCAACGUCUCACCACCUCGCUCAACAAUCUCCGCAAGCAUCAAAAGUACCUCAACGAACAAAUCACCCAAUACAACCAAUACCUCCAAGACUGUCGUCUCAAGCAUUACCAAAACAACAAAAAGAGAAAGUCCAAGAAGAAGGGAGACGGUGCCAAGGUCGGUCCAUUCAAAUUCUCAUUCUCAGAUCUCGCCAAGAAAAAGGUCAUCGUAGACUCUGAAGUCCCUGCCAUGACUCGUAAGAAGAUCAAGUUCGUCAUUUCUUCUGAUACUGUUGGUGUUUUCGAUGUUUCAGCUAAAAUGGCUGGUAUUGAUGUCCAAACAAUGAGAUUAGAACUUGAUGAUCUUCUUGAAUUAAAUAGCAUUGGUAAUACUACUUUGGAACUUGACCAAAUUACCCUUGAUGUUAAUAUGACAAUCCAUCUCCUCAAUAAGUUGUUCAUGGCUUAA